Sciurus carolinensis (gray squirrel) is the source of this 447-nucleotide messenger RNA. Its product is annotated as ferritin heavy chain-like. Gene Ontology annotation, molecular function: ferric iron binding; ferrous iron binding. Gene Ontology annotation, cellular component: cytoplasm. The record is from RefSeq and is a predicted model, not a curated record. The transcript has a single exon. Lineage: Eukaryota; Metazoa; Chordata; Mammalia; Rodentia; Sciuridae. Gene Ontology annotation, biological process: iron ion transport; intracellular iron ion homeostasis. Bases 1 to 447 code for a protein of 148 amino acids.
AUGACCUCGCCAGGACCACCGAGUCCCCCGCAGGUGCACCAGAACCACCCGGGCCUUGGAGGCUGCCGUCAACGGCCAGGUCCACCUCAGCUCUCUGCCUCCCACGUCGGCCUGUCCACGUCUUCCUACUUCGGCCGUGAUGAGGUGGCUCUGAAGGACUUUGCCGAGUACUUCCUUCUCCAGUCUCCUGAGGAGUGGAACCUGCCCAGAAAGCUGCAGAACCGACCAGGUGGCCGGAUCCUCCUUCAGGAGGUCGAGAAGCCAGACCUGCCGCCAGGGAGAGGGGCUCGUGCAGCAGAACGUGCUGUGCACUUGGAGAAGAGCGUGAAGCAGUCACUCCUGGCACUGCAUCAACUGGUCGCUAACAAAAGGGACCCCCGCUUGUGUGACUUCAUUCAUUACCUGAAUGAGCAGGUGAGAUCCACCGAAGGACCGGGUGGCCGGUAA